AACGGCUCGCAGACCACGCUUGCGCAGAGCGCCCGAGUGAGCUGGUGAUGGGGAUGCGGGCGGUGGAGUGAGGCGAAGAGAAAGAAUUUUCCAGCCGGCGAAGAUUUGGAGGAGAAUUUCUGUCGGCGUUUUGACUAAAUGUACUAUGAUGUCGUUCCUUAAGUGUACACGGUCUGCUCUGGGCAUCUGGCAGAUACAAAGCAGAGUGUGGCUAGAAACCACUGCAUGCUCAGUUUGCAGCUCAGUACGAUGGAACAACACCGCUGCUAACCAGGAGAAAGAAGCAAACUAUCAGUUCAGUAAUGCACGUUGGAGGCAAAUGGUCCUCGGGGUCAUCACCGGUACUGGCGCUAUCCUAGCUUAUGGCUUAUACAGAAAACAGGAAGCGGAGCCAAAACCAGAAACAUCGGUUGACAAUGAGGCUCAACAAUCUUAUCCUGUUUACACCAGGCAAGAUGUGGCCAAGCAUAAAACUAUGGAAAGUGGAAUAUGGGUCACCUACAAAUCUGACGUGUAUGAUAUUACAAACUUUGUGGAACUGCAUCCUGGGGGUGAUAAGAUAUUGCUUGCUGCAGGAGGUGCCCUUGAACCAUUUUGGUCAAUGUAUGCCGUCCAUAAACAAAAACAUGUUUACGAGAUUCUUGAAGAGUACAAAGUAGGAGAAUUGAGCCCAGAAGCUGUGCUGGAAGCCUCUGUUGUGACUGACCCUUAUGGGAAAGACCCAUUGAGACAUCCGGUUUUGAAGGUGAAUAGUUUAAAGCCAUUUAAUGCAGAAACGCCAGCAGAGAUUCUAACUGAAAAUUAUCUUACCCCAAAUGACUUGUUCUUCAUACGAAACCACCUGCCUGUCCCAGAAGUUGAUCCAAAAAAAUUCAGUUUGGAGAUUAAGGGAGAGGGGCUGAAGUCCAUCCAACUGUCCCUCCAUGACCUUCAAACCAAGUUCCCAAAGCACACAAUAACUGCUACAUUGCAAUGUGCUGGCAAUCGUCGCUCAGACAUGAAUGCAGUGCGUGAAGUGAAGGGACUAAAUUGGGGGUCAGCAGCGAUUGGUAAUGCAAAAUGGACUGGGGUUAAACUCUCUGAUGUCCUUGAGUAUGCAAGGCUGCCAGCGAACACAGAUGCUAAACAUAUCCAAUUUGAGGGACUUGAUAAGGAUACAAGUGGGACUCCCUACGGAGCCUCUAUUACUAUUCGUAAGGCGCUUGCCAAAGAUGGUGACGUGCUUCUUGCCUUCGAAAUGAAUGAUGAAAUUUUAUCCAGAGAUCAUGGCUUUCCACUACGUCUCGUUGUCCCAGGAGUGGUAGGAGCACGUAAUGUGAAGUGGUUGAGCAAGAUCAUCGUAAGUAAAGAAGAAAGCAAGAGCCAUUGGCAAGUGAAUGACUAUAAGGGAUUUUCUCCCUCUGUGGAUUGGGAUACUGUUGACUUCACCACUGCUCCAGCGAUCCAAGAACUACCUAUCCAAUCUGCCAUCACAUCGCCUUCCAAAGACGAACGUCUCAGCUCAGACUUGGAUGAGAUCACAGUGAAAGGUUAUGCGUGGAGUGGAGGUGGCAGAGAAGUGAUCCGGGUGGAUGUCUCAGUGGAUGGUGGACAGACAUGGCAAGUGGCUGACUUAAGUGAGAUGAAGCAAAAUGAGGGGCAGGCCUGGGCCUGGAAACUGUGGCAACUCACUGUGCCUAUGCCGAAGGACGAGAAAAGCCUGGAGAUAAUUUCCAAAGCUGUGGAUAACCAGUACAAUGUGCAGCCGGACACUGUUGCGCCCAUCUGGAAUUUACGAGGGGUCCUCAAUAAUUCUUGGAGUCGAGUGAACGUUACAAUCAAAUAGAAAUGAUUAGAAACUGUUACUGAUUCCAUAACAUUGAGAGACUUGGGUACAAUUACAGCUGGCUAGUAAUUUAGUCUUAAUUGUCAGUGUGGAUUAUUUGGUAAUACUCUUGCCUCUGAAAAUUGUGAGAAAAUUGUUCCAUUCCAGAGGCUAGUACUUAGUUCAGGUUGGCACUUCAGUGCAGUGUUGACUUAAAGGUAGACACAAAAUGCUGGAGUAACUCAGCGGGACCAGCAGCAUCUUUGGAGAAAAGGAAUGGGCGACGUUUCGGGUCA
Messenger RNA from Amblyraja radiata (thorny skate), 2100 nucleotides. RefSeq names its product sulfite oxidase (gene suox). NCBI's taxonomy places the organism in Eukaryota, Metazoa, Chordata, Chondrichthyes, Rajiformes, Rajidae. Bases 146 to 1825 code for a protein of 559 amino acids. The record is from RefSeq and is a predicted model, not a curated record. Gene Ontology annotation, cellular component: mitochondrion. Gene Ontology annotation, molecular function: heme binding; molybdopterin cofactor binding; molybdenum ion binding. Gene Ontology annotation, biological process: sulfur compound metabolic process. The transcript is spliced from 4 exons.